GAGCUUUCGUCGCACGGUCACACUCGUAGUAUUGUUUUUUUCGCCAAUUCAAUUGCAUUUUUUCGCAACCUUUUAAAUUAAAAGCAAUAAUCGAAAGGGCCAGUUAAUAGUGUUUUCAGACCGCAGCUCCGGGGACACGGGCAACAAAACCAUGACCGAGAAGUACGACGGCAACGGUGAAUUUUCCGCCUUUAACGACGAUGAGGAGUUCGGCGGCAAGCCACGUAAGUCAGGUGGUUCUAUCGGAGCACCCGGUGGCGCCCACAACGGUGACAGUUCUGCCCACGAUCACGGUCACCAUGGCGGAGAUCCCGGCGGCAGUAUCCAAAUAAAUGAGAAGGCCAAUGAGUACAUACGGGACUGUAUGGUGGAGCGAAAUCGCAUGGACAGAAAGUUCCCCAUUGCGGAGAAGCUGCUGGAGGGCGAGAUUGAAAAAGUCCAGACCACAGGAAGGAUUCCAUCGCGAGAGCAAAAAUACGCGGAUAUAUAUAGAGAGAAGCCUCUACGCAUCUCGCAGCGUGUUUUAGUUCCCAUUAGAGAACAUCCUAAGUUCAACUUCGUGGGCAAACUGCUGGGACCCAAGGGCAACUCACUUCGCCGGCUGCAGGAGGAGACGCUUUGCAAGAUGACCGUCCUGGGACGCAACUCCAUGCGCGAUCGCGUCAAGGAGGAGGAGCUGCGCAGUUCCAAGGACCCUAAGUAUGCUCACCUCAACAGCGACCUGCACGUGGAAAUAUCCACAAUUGCGCCGCCCGCCGAAGCCUAUGCCCGCAUCGCCUACGCCAUGGCCGAGCUGAGGAAGUAUCUGAUCCCGGACAGCAACGACAUCAUCCGGCAGGAGCAGCUACGCGAGUUGAUGGACAGCACUAGCCUAAACGACAACGAGAAUGCGAAGAGUAACUACAAGAAGACUUCUCACAUGCAGGGAGGGAACAAUGCCAUGGGUGGCGGCUCUGUUAACACCAUUGGAGGGGCCAAGAACGCACCGCAUCAUAGUUAUAGGGGCUCACAGCAGUCUUCGUUCAGCAAAAAUGUGCUUGCUCCCAAGCAGAAAGUGAUGUCCAUCUUGGAAAAAGCCCGGACUGCCAUGGAUGAAACGUACGGUCGCGGCUAUGACGACGGCAUUGGGUAUGACCCGCACCAGUCAUACGAUAGCUACUCCUACAGCAGUCAUGGCCAUGGAUCCCACGGACCGCCGGCUAACAUUCUGGGCGGAGUGGGUGGCAUAAGCGGUGGCGGUGGGCGUGGAGGACAUUAUGAGAGCUCGGACUAUGAGCCGGAUUAUGGAAGACGAGAGUACUACCAGCAUUCACCGGGAUAUUCAGCUGGUGGCGGUGGAGGAGGUCUGGGCACCGGCGGCGGUUCACAGUCGAAUGCUAUCGGUGGUUCCGGGCUUAGUUCGAAUCACAAUCGCAGCCAUGUUAACAGGUGAAAUUUGAUGGAUUCCAACAGUGCCAGCGGAGGUCGAGCCACCAAUCCAGCGGCAGCCACCCUAAAUCUGACCAUGAAAUCCCAACCCAAUAGUAACAGCAACAACUUUUUGCCCAAUCACGGAGCAAGUGAGUGCCACAAUGGCAAGAACAUAAAUCCAAAUCCCAACUACUACUAUAAUUCCAACGGCAGUUCCAAGCUAAGUCAGCAACAACUACAGCAGUCGCAACCAAAUCUCCCACCGCAGCUAUCAGCCCAUAACAGCAAUAACAGCCGCAGCAACAAUAACACCAGCAACAACAAUAAUUGCAAUAGCAACUUUCACCAAAUGGGUGACAAAAACUCUAACGACGUUUCAUUUCUAUCCUCCUAUCGACCUAAUCCAAUGGAUGGCCAAAAGAGUGCCAACAGCAACAACAUCAACAUCAACAAUCACACACUAGGCAGUAAAAACCACAACAACAACAACAACACCACCACAACAACCGCUUCAGUGCCCAAUAUGCUAUUAGUAAGACCUGCUAAUCCUUCGCUACAUAUUGGCACAUUUCCGUUCUUGCCCGUGCAGUUUUUCUGAAUCUAACAGAUACAACAGCUACAACCAGAACAACCAAAUCGAAAACAACAUCAACAUCUACAUCAUAGAAACUUUGUACACUAGAGUUCAUAGGAUUAGAGGAAGAAGGCGUAGGAGAAGUAUUUACAAAAUGGACAAAUGAACUUUACGAUAUAUACCACAUACAAAAAAAACAUAUACAUAACAGAUAUAUUUAUACAUAUAUUUUUGCGUGCAAGGAUUGACGUUUAAUGAAGACACGAGGCUGGAUCAACAAAUCGAGUCCUUACUUUCACGUUGGCUAUUAAACACACACACAAAACUGUGUCCGGUUUUUUAUCUCUAUUUACAAACCAUCUUUAAGAUAUUCAAAGAGCCUGAACGAUAAGUGGGAGCUGAAAUCGGUCGAGAGGAAUCGAAAUCGGAUUCGGAUUCGGACUCCGAAUCGGAAUCAGUAGUUAAGCACAUACGGCUCAGCUCAAAGUUGAGCUGGGAUAGUCUGGCAUAUUGGUUACAGAGCGAAUCCAACUGAUACAGCAAGACAGCAGUCGGUCGAGACAAAAUCUAUGAGAUUAAUUAACUUAAUAGAAUAUAUAAUAAUUAAUACAGAGGGCACAUUUAAACUAUAAUUUUAUUUAUAUAUGCAUAUAUUUAACAAAAACUAACGAUACAGAUAAAGAAUAUAUAUAUAUAUACAUAUAUAUAUAUACACUUACAAAUUCUAAUAUUUACAUAAUUAACAAAGAUCAACUAACCGCAUGUUGACACGAUAAAGUAACAGAUAAACUUUAAAAUACCUUAAUGAAAACUAUCUAAUACUCGAGCAUUCAGAAUAAAAAUAUAUCGAAUACUAAAGAUCUACAAAUAACUAAAAAAAUACAAAAGUAUAUAUACAAGAUUAUUGUGAAACAAUGUCCGUAAAUGGAUAGUGCUGCAAAUGAUUACUUUAUUAAAACACCAGAUACGAAAACAAUAACAGAGUAAAGAGAAUACUAAAAUGCGAACGUAAGAAUAACACAUACUCGAUUUACUUAUACACAAAUACAAAACUAAAGCGACAACGUAACACAAACUAAAUUUAAUAAUGUAAUAACAAUGUAAUUCAAUGUACUUAACCCAUUUAACCCAUGACGCCGGACAAAGCAUUCAGCGCGGGAUUCGUUUACCUUUCUCACUUUUUGGUUCCCCAAUUGUUCAACAAUGAGUCGGCUGCUUUGUCCAGCUGUCUGCAUUAAUCAUAUACUAAACUAACAAAAGUAACACUUAAUAUAAUUUUAAUCGACAGCUCAAGAUUUUGUUUUCCGUUUAAUUACCCUGAAUUAGUUUCUAAAUUAAAGAAUUAAAAAAUUCUGCGUAGAGCUUAAGUAGAACCAAGAAAGUGUGCCAAAUGUUUGUAGGAAGGUGAUCCCUUCCAAGGUCUGAAAUUACCAAUUGAAAUGCCAAUUUAUAGAUAUUAUCAUUUUUUUAUACGUAUUCUUAUUUGAUAUUCUAAGCGAAUCAAUUUGACUUUACUAACGCAAUGAAAAAAAAAACACAUCUACUCGUAAAAACGAUAUCUUGUCCAAAAACCUUAAGAAACAUUUACUUACAACCAUGUGAAACGUUAAAUUGUUGAAAACAAUUAAAAUCUAGUUUUAAAGGAAUAUCAGUAAAUACAGAUAAUACAAAGGAAUUACAACCAUUUAUUACAAAUAAUUAUUGUUGUUACAAAUUAUACAGAUAACUAAUAUGAAUUAUAACAAAUGCUACUUUAGGGCGGUUCCAAGCCCCAGAUAAUUUAUGAUAAAACAAGUUAAUGAAAUAACCGAACAACAAAAAAACCCCCCGCCCUAACAACAAUAAGAAUAUAUACACUUAUAUUAUAUAUAUCUACAAAAAUGAAUUAAAAGAAAUAAUAUAUUGCGAUUGAGUUAUUCUCAUUAAUUAUUAUAUGUAAAAUCAAAUAACACAAGUAAUUAAUAAAUGAAUAAAUAAAUAUAUUUAAAAUGUAUCGAAAAUCGAAAA
Drosophila gunungcola (fruit fly) is the source of this 3991-nucleotide messenger RNA. RefSeq lists its product as uncharacterized. Gene Ontology annotation, molecular function: mRNA binding. NCBI's taxonomy places the organism in Eukaryota, Metazoa, Arthropoda, Insecta, Diptera, Drosophilidae. Gene Ontology annotation, biological process: regulation of alternative mRNA splicing, via spliceosome. The transcript has 9 exons. Gene Ontology annotation, cellular component: nucleus. The record is from RefSeq and is a predicted model, not a curated record.